Molecule: messenger RNA, 2071 nt
Organism: Gastrolobium bilobum
Lineage: Eukaryota; Viridiplantae; Streptophyta; Magnoliopsida; Fabales; Fabaceae
Product: expansin-like B1
Exons: 4
Coding region: 1-753 (250 amino acids)
Cellular component (GO): extracellular region
Source: RefSeq, a predicted model, not a curated record
AUGGAACUUAGUCUUAAGCACCAACUUGGCCUUGUUUGUGUCAUACUGCUCUUUCCUGCACUGUGUAACUGCAAGCAAUCUUUUACCAAGUCCAGAGCAACCUAUUAUAGUACCCCUGAUGGUUAUGGCACUCCAAAUGGAGCUUGUGGGUUUCGCGAUUAUGGAAGGACGAUCCAAGGUGGCAGUGUCGCAGCGGUAGCUGGGCUAUGGAGGAAUGGAGCUGGCUGUGGUGCAUGCUACCGGGUUUGGUGCACUGUACCAGGACUCUGCAAUAACAGUGGAGCAAUAGUGUUAGCAACAGACUAUGGUCAGGGAGACAGAACAGACUUCAUCAUGAGCCCACGUGCCUUUGCAAAAUUGGGACGAGACGCAAAAUCAUCUGCAGAGCUUGUCAAAUACGGUGUAGUGGAUAUUGGAUUUGAAAGGGUGUCUUGUAAAUACCCUGGUCAAAACAUCAUGUUUCAUGUCCAAGAAAGUAGCAAUAACCCUGGCUACUUCGCUGUUGUGCUUCUCUAUGUAGAUGGAGCAUUCGAUGUCUCUGCUGUUGAGAUGUACCUGAAAAACACCAGAGAAUGGAUGCCCCUGCGCAGGGUCUCUGGGGCAGUGUUUGACUAUCAAAACCCACCGAGUGGUGAAAUCUAUUUAAGGUUCCAAGUGAGUGGCAGUGCUGGGGUUUACUGGAAGCAGCCCAAGAUUCCUAUCCCUGGAAAUUGGAAGGCCGGAGCUACUUAUGAUAGCAAGAUCCAGAUUUAAUUACUAAUAUAAAAGGAAAAAAAGCACUUUGAAAUCAAAUAAGGCACUUUGUACGCAAUUUGUUUCUGAUUAGUGCCACUAAGAAUGCUGGCUUGUGCCCCUUUUGACAAAGGGACUAGAAUAAUGGGGAUUCAUGUACUUCCCAUCUGAUACUACAUGGAAUAUAAAUAAAAUAAAUGUGAUACCCUUUCUCCUUUAUUGGUAUUUGGCUGCCAAUGCAAAAUUGCCUCGAUGUUGUUAAAAUUAAAUUGCUAUUGACGAUACACUUAAUAUUUAACGCCUUGAUUCAGCCAAGUAAAACCGUCAUUUAUUGGUUCAUUUCUAAGAUAGACACUGUACCGUUGAGAGCUACAAGUCUAAUACGUACCCUUGGGAGGGAUAAGAGUCACUAUAGGAGUAUCGUCGCUAGUAGAGGUAAAGACCAAGCUAGACAAUGACGUCCCAAGAAUGAGGUCUAACUGUGCAAGUUAGGGGGUUGAGCUGAGACGAGGGCUUGUGAAACUGGCAGGAUAAGGGCAUAUAAGAUGGGGUUAUUUAUAGGAGGAGAGGGUGCCUUCCUCGCAUGGAAGGGCGAGCCAGGUCAACUCUCCUUAGGGGGUGCCUAGCAUAGAGUGUUGAGAUAUAUAGUCCCACAUUGGUUGUAUGUACAACUAAUGUGGAGUUUAUAAGGUCUUGGGCACUCCCACCCUUUGAGCUAGCUUUUGGGGUGGUGUAUCCCAAGGUUUUUUACAUGGUAUCAGAGUCUCGCCGCCCCCCAUUUUCUCUUGUGGCGUUUCUUAGCACAGGUAGGCUGGGCCUGUUGCAUUGUCCACUCUUCAAGCCCAUUGGGCUCUUGUGUGAGGGGGCGUGUUGAGAUAUAUAGUCCCACAUUGGUUGUAUGUGCAACUAAUGUGGAGUUUAUAAGGCCUUGGGCACUCCCACCCUUUGAGCUAGCUCUUAGAGUGGUGUAUCUCAAGGUUCUUUACAAAGAGUUUAAUUUUACUGUCCUAUUUUCUAUAUAAAACAAAAAAUGGUACGAAAGGAAGACUUCUAUAUUAUCUAUGUUUUAAACCCAAAGGUAAUUAAUUAAGCGUAUCUUUCACCUAUCAAAUCUAACUUUUGAUUUUGGUCUAAAAUCAAACGAAAUGGUCUUUUUGUUAGUGUUACCCCAGGCUUUGUUUAGAUUGGUGGUAUUCUAGUACAGGAUGAAAUGAAAUGGUAAGUAGCAACAUAGAAUGCCACUGCAUAGUUUGGCUAACACUUUAGCUAGGAGAAACACGGGGAACAACAUUCCCCUCCGCAUCCAAAACAGCUUAACAUUAACAAGUAGUCACGACAU